Molecule: messenger RNA, 7450 nt
Organism: Hipposideros armiger (great roundleaf bat)
Lineage: Eukaryota; Metazoa; Chordata; Mammalia; Chiroptera; Hipposideridae
Gene: VSIR
Product: V-set immunoregulatory receptor
Exons: 7
Coding region: 174-1112 (312 amino acids)
Biological process (GO): regulation of immune response; negative regulation of alpha-beta T cell activation
Cellular component (GO): plasma membrane
Source: RefSeq, a predicted model, not a curated record
UCCGGGUCCGGACGCUUUCACUUGCUUGCUCCGUACUUACUUCACUCACUCGCAGGGAGGUUUCCCGGCCGGCCGCUGCCGCAUCUGCUCCCUGCGUACCAGGAGUUCUCCCUAGGUGCUCACGGCCCCGCUCCCACCGGGCUGCGCUAGACGCUGCUGCGCCCGACGGCUUCAUGGGAGUUCCCCCGGUCCCGGGGGCCAGCGGCCAGCGCUGGGGGCCUGUGUUCUUCGCUCUCUUCUUGACUGCCUCCCGAGGUCUGGUGGCAGCUUUCAAGGUCGCCACGCCAUAUUCCUUGUAUGUGUGUCCUGAGGGGCAGAACGUCACCCUCACCUGCAGAAUCUUGGGCCCUGUGGCCAAAGGGCACGACGUGACCUUCUACAAGACAUGGUACCGCAGCUCACGGGGCGAGGUUCAGGCCUGCUCGGAUCGCCGGCCCAUCCGCAAUGUCACGUUCCAGGACCUCCACCUGCACCAUGGUAGCCACCAGGCCGCCAAUUCCAGCCAGGAUCUGGCCCGGCACCACGGGUUGGAGUCAGUCUCUGACCACCAUGGCAAUUUCUCCAUCACUAUGUUCAACCUGACCACCAUGGACAAUGGCCUGUACUGCUGCCUCGUGGUGGAGCUCAGGCACCACCACUCGGAGCAGAGGGUACACGGAGACAUGGAGCUGCAGGUGCAGAAAGGCAGUGAAGCGCCAUCCAAGUGCAUUGCGUACCCACCUUCCCGCAGGGAGAGUGAAAACAUCACGGCUGCCGCCCUGGCUACCGGCGCCUGCAUUGUGGGCAUCCUCUGCCUUCCCCUCAUCCUGCUCCUGGUCUAUAAGCAAAGGCAGGUGGCCUCCAACCGCCGUGCCCAGGAGCUGGUGCGGAUGGACAGCAGCAAUGCUCAAGGAAUUGAAAACCCUGGCUUUGAGGCCUCUCUGCCCACCCCGGGGAUGCCGGAGGCCAAGCCGAGGCCCCCCUUGUCCUACGUGGCCCAGCGGCAGCCUUCUGAGUCUGGACGGCACCUGCUUUCCGAGCCCAGCACUCCUCUGUCUCCACCAGGCCCUGGGGAUGUCUUCUUUCCAUCCCUAGACCCUGUCCCUGACUCUCCAAACUCUGAGGCCGUCUAGAGCAGCUGGGGGCCAGUGGGCAGCUGCGGCUGGGCCUGGGGCAGGUGCGCUUGAGCCAGGCUGGUACCCUGAGUGGUCCCUUGGUCUCAGCUCUGGCUUCCUCCCUCCCACUCUGAGCCCAGACUCUUUCAGAUACCCCUGAUGGCCAGACUCUCAGCCUCUCUGGAUGCCACAUGGCAGACGGGAGAAGAUGUUGGAUCACUCAGCCUGUCUCAAGGAUGGUGGCGUGCUGGGAUCCCACCCCAGAGACCUGAAAUUCAUCAGCUACAGAUGCCAAAUGACCUACAUCCUAGAAACCCCAGAAUUUCCAGCUCUGUGGCAGCCUCUCUGCCUAGGACAUGAGCCCUGGGAGUUGACAGCAUAGAUGGGACAAGAUGGGCACUGAGCAGAGCCCCCAGUGCCACCCUCCCAGGAAGGAGACGCAGGACUCGAUGUGGAAAGAGUGUUCCCCACUGUGGUGGACUGGCUUCCCCAUCUUACAUGAGGCUGCUCAUCUGCCAACUCACUCUUUGUAAGUGUGGGGCUCUGGGACUGGGCCUGCCUGCCCCCAGGCAUAGGAGCCUUCCCCAGCGGCCUCCUACCAGCAACCUCUCCUAGGAGCUGUCAACAGGUGAAGCCAAUCUGGGGCUCCCAGUGCCUGCACUCUGGCCCCCAGAAAUCACUGGCGAGAGGCCCCCAAACAGGAAGUACACAUUGGGACACUGUGGCCACGGUGAGCCAACUGGCAUCUUGAGCAAUGGAGGCCAGGCCAGAGGUUGCACUGCCCACCACAGACAGGGGUGAGGGCGAGCCCGGGGGCCUGCUGGGAAGGGGUGUGGCGAGGGCUCCGUUUCCGCUGCCUUCCCCAUCGCCCUCUCCCACUUCUCAGCAUGGUCCAUAGAGCGGGUGACCACACAAUGUAUUGUCCAAACUGUGACACUUUUGAGCGUGAAGAGGGGGGUGCUAUUAAAAACUACGUGGGCAACAGGUGGAAGCCCUGUGGACGGAUUGUAAGAGCUGGGUUUAAAUUCCUACUCUGCUUCUCCCCUCCCUUGGUCUUCUGUCCCAUUCAGUCUGCCGAGUCUUCACUGCAGAGUGACCCUGUCAGGUGGCAGAGCAGGACAUGUCCACAGAAGGGUUUGUGUCCCCUCUGCUCUGCACCCUCUGUUCCCAUCUCCCUCUUCACGGUGUGAUCCAGGUUUGUUUAUAUACACAUAUACAAGGGGGAGUCCUUCGUGGAAUUUUCGUUAAAGGGCUUUAAAGCAUGAAGAGAAGUGGGGCGGUCUCUGUGCUCUCUGGGGUGGAAACAGGGUUGGUUGGGCCUAAGAGGAGCAGGGGAGGGUCUGAGCUGGGCAGAAGCCCGGGACACUGACUAUGGAGGGUAUAGUUUCAACUGGGCAUUCAUCUGCCAGCGGCCUGCACUGGCUCUGCUGAGCCGGGCCUGCGUGCUGAGAGCCAGGUGUUCAGGCCAGGAUAAGGGCCCCGCAGGUAGAGGGAAGCCCACCAGAUCGAUCACCUGGCAGAGAGAUGGGACUGGAGGCUGGAAGAAAGGAGCAGCUCUAGGUUGUCCAGCUGCCGUGAGCCCCACACCUGCGGCUGGAACCAAGGAGCCCACUGGAUGCAUGGCCUUGCUUCCAAAGCUCCCUUGUCAGGCCCAGGGGUGUGGGCCAGUGUGGGUGUCCUGCUGUGCCUGGAGGUCUUGAGGAGAGGGCAAGCAUGGACCUUGAGACGGCACCAACAUCACCAGUGACCAGAACACCAAAGCCCCUGCUCCUGCUUUGUCCCCGGGGGUCCCCUCUUCUAUUCCAUCUGCUGCCAUGAACACUUAGUGCCAGUUGCCACAGGAAGAGGGUGCCGUUUUCACAGCCUGUGGGGGCCCAUGGGGCAGGGAUGAGUCAGGCGACACCUGCUUGAGGCAGGGCCAGGCUACCUCGAGAGUUAGACAAGCCCACAGAGCAGCCUCCCUGUCUCCUAGCUCAGAAAGAGUGCUCCUGCCCUACAGGGGGGCUGGUCUAGCCCCGCACGCAGCUUCUGACCUCGAGGCAGAGACAACUUCUAAGAGCUUGGCAGCCAGACCCCCGUCGGCGGCUGCGUGGAGGGGGGAAGAGGCCCCGGAGCAGAACGCCACCACACUUCCUCCCCAGCUUCCUCCUGCAUGGUCUCUUCUUUGGACCCUUGCAAGUUAAUGCAGCGCAGCUUCGUGGUUUCCUGUUUUCAGUGAAAUUUACUCUGAGUCCCAGGCUCCAUUUUCAUCCAUGACCACACACCCCGCCCCCAGCAGCCCUAAAGGCUCCCUCCCUGCUCUGCAUGGGAGGGCGGGCACUAAAACAGCCCUGUGCUCACCCCUGGGGCAGUGGUGCUUCUGCAGAUGACCGCUCUGGUGGCUGGUCCCUAGGGCCCUGGCUCAGCACCUGUAGGCUGGGAUGCAUGGAACAGAAUAGGGGAGUGGGAACAUGGUGUCUGCCUCCAAAGGGCCUCCAGGAAGUCAGCUGCUGGUCACGGUGGGAUUGAGGCAGGAGGCUCAUGAACCACAACGCUGUCUAAGGCCCCGGGAAGGAAACCUGGGCUUUUGGGCACUAAGUCAUUGUUCAGAGAUGUAUCAGGAAUUAUGGGGCCUGUAACUUAUCUCCCAACGUUCACAUUUAAUAAUGACUCCUGCCUCUAUCCCCUCCAAAGGAAUGGAAUUGACACUCCUUGAAAAUAUGCCAUAGAGGCCACUGGAGAUGCUGCUGUUGGGUCAGGCUGGCCCUGCCAGGGGGUCUGUGGUGAUGGACACUGGGGUAAGCGUGUAAGAACAACAGGGCCUGCUUCUCAAAAGACCAGCCCUGGGGCUGCCCUCUCUCCUGCCUGGCCUGGGCUCCCUCCUACACACAGUAGUCUGGGGCAGGGGGACUGAGGCAUUGCCUUCUUUAGGGAGUGGUCUGUGGUGGGAGGACUCAGGAGGACACUGGGGGGCUGGGGGCUGCAGAGGCCUCACCCUCUACCCCCAUUGGGCACUGUGGCUUCUUCCUUGUGGAAGAGGCCUUCCUAGAGCACUGCAAGGCUGGGCCUGACUGUGCUGGGGCCCGGCGAAGAUUUGCUCAGGGAACCUAAAGGGAACAGCAAUAGGCAGAAAGAGGAACUGGGGUUGCCAGCCAGAAUGCUGGGUGCAAAGGCCCCUUGAGAAGCAGACACUCACAGCCCAGCUGAGAGUCGGUCCUCACCCACAGAGGGCAUUAACUGUCUAGCUCCUUCACUGUACCUGCUUUGCAUUGUUGCUUGCCUUUCCUGCACGGGUGCUGGGGGUUAGGGUUAGGGUUAGGGUAUGAGUUCCAGGAGGGUGGGGAUCUAAUAAUAGCUUGCCCUUUGAACUUGGUUGCAGAACUGAUAACUGAAGCAUAGCCACUGGGUGAUGGGCUGAACCCAGAUGCCAGAAUUCUGUUUGCUGGACCACUCACAACUGGUAGAGCGGCCCCUGACUUUCCACCAGCUCCAGUUUCCCAGCAGCUUUGUCUGGGCCUGGUGGGAUCUCAUCCACAGCAAUAAUUUCCCUGAGCUUGUGCAGGCCUGGGGAAAGAGGUUUCCUUUUGUUUCGCAGCUCUGAUCUAUUGGCAUGGCUUCCUGGAAUACAUGUUGAGAGGGAUUCUGAAGUCUCGAUACAGCUUAAUGAUAAAGUGCUGACAUUGGCUAGCAAUGUCUACCUUGGGCACAGGACAGAGAAGUGGCAGUAUGGGUGCCAUAUGUUUCCCUUCUCUGUUUUAACACCCUGUGCUUUCCAAAACACUUUCACAUGUGUUUACUUGUUUGACUUCCCCCUCCCCGACUGGAAAACCCUGGGAGGCCUUAUUGUCUCCAUUUAAUGCACUGGGAAACAGGUUUCAAAAGGUUUGUGUCUUUUGAAAGAGGAACUGGGACUAAAGCCUGGGUCUCCUGCUUCCCAGGCAUAGCUCCUUCCUCUUUGUUGAACCGAAUGGCAUUACAGGCCAGAACUUGGACUUGUUUACAGUAUAUAUACCAGGGUCUGGGGAGAUGAACCUGUGCCCACAUGCCCAUGGUUCCACUCCUUCCACGUUAGUUCUUGCCACUUCCCUUUUCUGCCUGGCAACCCUGAAGUCACAGGACUCCUGGUCUGUGUGGUGGCCCACGCACCCCAUUUGCUGCAGCAGGGGAUGGGGAAGGGGGAAACUCUCAGUUAACUGCAGAGCCCCAGGGUCCCUUGAAGAAGCUGAGCCAGUGGCAUGUGUGGCAUCUGAGCAGCUGCAUAGCAUUCCUCAAGGAGCAAGGCUAAGGGAAGGGUCUGCAUUUAAUUGUGCUGGGCCAGGGAAGGCUGGCAUGCUUGAUGAGCAGCAUAGGGAAGGGGCCAGGCUGGGGUUUCCGGAGCUUGAGCCAAGGGAAGCAGGCUUCCCAACAGCAGCGGGGUCCAAGUUUAAUAAACAGAAGAGCCCUAGGCCCUAAAGAUAUGAGGUGAGUUGUCAAGAGCAGUGUCCCCAGCUCACAGACUUUCAUAGGGUUGUUGCUGGCAAUUCUUGUAUGAGAAGUAGGUAGAUUUUCUGUCCUUCUGCCUAGACAGGUGACUUCUGCGGGUCCCCAUGAGCCUGAGAAGCCAGGGCUGGUUAUUUGGGAUUGUCUAACCUGAUGGCUGUGAUUUGUGUGGCAGAAAGGCCCGGCCAGGCCCUCCCUCUCCCCAUCCCCCUGCCAAGGUGCCUCUGUGGCUGGGGCUGAGCUUCUGACCUCCCAAUUGCCUUCCGUCCUUCCUCCUGCCCAGCCCUUCCUCUUGCAAGGGCCUCCCUGGCGGCCACUUAGAUCCCUCCCCCAAGCCUGGCCUCCCUUCCUGUGGCCUGCAGCUAGCCAGAUGGCUGAGGCUGUACAGUGACUUCCCCUGGCCGGGUGGCACACCAUUGUAUGACAGGCCUGGGCUGUCCUGGGUGCCCCUUGCAGCACAGCUGGUCCAGCCUCUGGGUGAUACGGGCCUGAGAGCUAGGUGGGGAUGGCCUAGGUUGUCUGCAGGAAUGUCUGGCUCUCAGGGAACUUGGAGGGGGCGUGGAGGGGAAGUGAGGCUCCAGGGAGAAAUGAAGAGUUGCAAGGGCUCAGAUACAAUAUUUCUCAUGGUUUUGGGGAGGUUCUUGGUAGCCUAAUCCCAGGCCCCUUACUUAGAGAGCCUCAUCCUUUAAGACGUGGAUGCAAAUGAUGCCUUGUCCACAAAACCUCCCCUGGCUCCUGGUUCUGUGCUCCUAGCACUCCAGCACAUCACAGAGUGUCAGCUCUCUGUUACAUAUCCAUUUCCCCCACUAGACUGUAGGCUCCUUAAGGGCAGAACUGUGUCAAACUCAUCUCUGAUUCUUAGCCUCUAUCUAGCACAGGCCUGGCAUACAGUUAGCACUGAAUGAAUGAAUGAGUGAAUGAAUGAGUGACUUAAUGAGGGCUGGCUUGAACCAGGCAGAUAAUUGCAGGUGGGUGUGUAGGUCUGCUGGGCAUCUCUGGACAGAUAUGUUCAGGGUGGCACCCACCCUCCUCACCAACAUUGGACCAUGGCGACCUUUCCUGGAACCUCAGGAUGGCUGGUCUGAUGCUGCUCAGGGCUCCGGCUGGUCCAGGAGGGGCUGGCAUGAUCCUGCUUCCUUGAAUACUCAUCCAGUGAAAUCUGCCCAAUAGCAGACGAGGGCCCUCCUCUGGUCACCUCUGGGUGGGCCCUCAGUUUGUGCUUAGGGGCACUCAUGAACUUAGGGGUGGUUCACUGUCCAGAGGUGACAGUCUGGUCAGCGGAAGCAAAUAUUCAAGGGUCCAGUGCUCCUUGAGGGCAAAUGCCAAUCUUGACCGGGCACUGGUUCAGGGCCCUAGCUUGCCAGCUCUGCCCCAUCCCCACCCUGGCUUGGCAGGGCCAGGAGGGAGUGGAGAAAGUGCUUGAGCAAGUAGUGGGACCGGCCCUUGGUGCAUGCCCCAUACAGAAUAUCAAGGGGAGGAUACGGAGAGAAAGAGCCCUGCUCUCGGCGCUGAAUGAUGCCACGGGCCUGAACUACCUGAGGCUCCCCAAAUCCACCCCUGAUUAGCGCUUGUUCUUAGCCCUUUGUUCAGGCUGAUCCCCAGGGCCAGAACAUGAUUCCCCCCCUUUACUGUGUUAACUAUGACUGAGUGACAAGACAGCCCAGGUGUCACCUCCUUCAGGAAGCCUUCGCGAAACCCUUCUCAGCGCUCCUCAGUGCCCCAUCUGCACCUUGGCCCCCACACAUAGAUGUCCCCAUUGCCUCCCUUACUCAGCUGUAUUUCCCUGUGGCAGGGACCAUGUUGCCUUCAUCUCUGUAUCUCUGGUGCCUGGCACAUAGUGGGCAUUCAGGGAACAUUGGCUGAAUGAAUGAAUAAAUAAAUGAUGAAUGAAUAAACUA